AUGUUCCCUGCCCUUCAGGGAGUCGAUGGGCGAAGUGUUCGAAGCCCAAGACUGGUUCGACGAUCAAACUCAGUUGGCGAAGAACAGACAACCAUUGAGUACGAGAGGUCUGAGAAUCAGAAGACUGAGAGUGAAAGUAGCAAGGUCGAUGGUGAGAGUGUCAACUCUUCUUCUGCAGAGGUAGAAUACCUCAAACCAACUGUCUACACCCCGAAGAAGUCACUAGAGUGUCUCAAACCUACGGUCUACACUCCUCCAACUUCGUCUCGAGAGAGCCAUCGAGCAAGAUCUGGCGUGGCCAAAAGAACUGCGAGAUCGACAAAUUCCAGAAGCAGGACCAGAUCCCCCAGGCGUACAUGGAGACCCCCUACUCCUCAUCCAGAAGGCAAGCCACGAGGACUGAAGUCUCAUCGUUCAACUACCCCUGUCAACAUGCCAACACGAUAUCUGCCUUCUGCGCCUUUCCCGCCCCUUUCUUACAGCCAGUGUUACCCUGAAUACCACAGUCAAGUACAUCAACAUAUCGACUACCAACCAUUCGUGUCGCCGCACAUGCCGCCUCUUAUGGUACCAUCCAUGAUGCCGUUCGCAGCCUGGCCUAUGCCUCCAGCUCCGUGGCAGAUGCCCUUGGCUCAGCCUCCGAAUACCGGGUGUCCCCCCGAUUACGAAUGUCAGUUCGAACGUGUAUAUGGACCUCUGCCCAAUGAAGAUGGCGGUGCACUCUACGGACCGCUUCCUCCACAGGCUUAUCUCCAUCCUCAGCAGCAAUCUCGGCCACAAAUACAGCAUCAGAGCCAGUUAGGAACAGAGUACGAUACGCAGGAGCAGUCUAAUUGUCGUUCGUCUACCGAGAAGGAUGAUCGAAGCCGCCCAUCUCAUAUCAGGUCGGUCAAAAGCCACCAUGGGCAAAAACCAAGCAUGUCGAGUCCCAUUCUAACCGCCAAUGGUCCUUCUGGUGCCACACACUUGAAAACGCAGGUUGAAAAGAUUAAGCAGGAGAGCAGAGGUAUGAUGUCGGUGCCUGCUGGUAAAGACUGCCAACUUCUCGGUGUUGUUUGCAAGGAUGACACCAAGCGGGAGCAGAUCGGCAAGGAACUUCGAGAGGUUGCUGAACAAACCAAGACCACCGGUUUCAUUCCAACACGACAAGUUAAAUCUGCGCAGGGUUCUCCCAGCGCUUUGAGAGCUGCCAAGAUCAACAUUAAACGGGAGAACCAAGCUCAUUCUCAGGAAAAGUCUCGAGGUAUAGAUCAGAAACCUAGCACCCCGCCCCAGAACGCUCCCACAGGCCCAGCUUCUACACGCACUUUGGGUCAAUUGUUCAGCGCAACCGUGAAGAACACAUUGAACCUAAAUGGAUCCGAGUCUGGCGCUUGGUCUCAAUCCAAAAGUUGGACCAGUUUCGCUACAAAGGAGCGCCAGGCCUUUCAGAAGAUGGUGGCUAACCUGCGCUACAUGAGCGCUGACCAAUCCCCAUUUGUUCCUCAAAGCCCGGCCGAGCUGACGGCUUUCAAAGCUGCCCUGGCGGAAUCAAAGACGAAGAAACUUGGACAAAAGGUACAGCAGCGUCUUGCGGAGACCAGCGCCAAAGAUGUUGAAGGCACCAAGGAUAAGAGCGGACCCACGAUGAAACUCUUGGGUGGUAAGAAAUUUGAGGACCAUCUUUCACCUGUUUUUGCAGCCGUUAACUGCUUCAACAAAGCACGAAUGAUGCCACCUCAUGGGGCCGAGUGGCCGUCCUUUGCAGAACUGAAGGAAGAGGGAGACAAACGUGCUAAUCGGGAGGGCCGAUGUUUGCCUCUUCCUCGAAUGGGUUUUGUGGCUCACAGAUUCUCGCACUGGGAUGAUGAAGCUUAUGACUCGGAUGGGUCAAUUCAUUGGGACAAGAAAGUCGUCCAACUUAAACUCGGUUCUCUUUGCCCUGUCACCGGGCACGAGCCUUCUAUACUCCCAUCACCUGAGCUUCAAACCGACGAGGCUCCGUUCUUACCUUCUGAUUUGCUUCAUGAUAUUGACAUGGUCGGUAUCGAGAAAGAGGAGAAUGAGGAGGAGAAAAGGGGUGGAAAGGGUUCGAAGGAGAAGAAAGCUGAAAAGAAGGAAAUUUCAAAGUAG
This is a messenger RNA of Fusarium poae, 2112 nucleotides long. RefSeq lists its product as uncharacterized. Lineage: Eukaryota; Fungi; Ascomycota; Sordariomycetes; Hypocreales; Nectriaceae. The coding region runs from base 1 to 2112 and encodes 703 amino acids. The record is from RefSeq and is a predicted model, not a curated record. The transcript is spliced from 3 exons.